Molecule: messenger RNA, 2324 nt
Organism: Brassica rapa (field mustard)
Lineage: Eukaryota; Viridiplantae; Streptophyta; Magnoliopsida; Brassicales; Brassicaceae
Product: transcription factor E2FB
Biological process (GO): regulation of transcription by RNA polymerase II
Cellular component (GO): RNA polymerase II transcription regulator complex
Molecular function (GO): protein dimerization activity; RNA polymerase II cis-regulatory region sequence-specific DNA binding; DNA-binding transcription factor activity, RNA polymerase II-specific
Source: RefSeq, a predicted model, not a curated record
AUUUUUUUUUUUUGACAUGUCACUAUUUAUUGAAUCCGAUAAAACACUUCAUCUUCAUUAUUUUUAUUGAAGUCUCUGAAAUUACCGUUAUUCUACAUUUAAGAAUGACAAGAUUUACUAAAUUAUAUUAUAUCAUAUCAUUCGUGUGUAAAUGCCCAUAUAGUCUAUGAAAUAAUAUGUUCAAAUAAUAGAAAAAUUAUCAGAUCACAAUGAUCCAAAUAACAAACCACUAUUUUAAAGGAAUAUAUAAAUAUGGAAAGUUAUAAAUUUUAAAAUUAUAAGUAACCCGUAAAAUUGUAGGACAAAACAGUUGAGUUUAAUAAAUAAAAUUACAUAAAGUUAACGAAUUUUUAAAAAUAAAUAUAAAAAACAAUACAAAAUAUAAACCGUUUGUAGCGCGGUUAAAGAAUCUAGUUUAGUUAAGAGAUUAAGAAGAGUAAAAAAGAUUGUGCGCUUCUUCCUUCCCUCCACAUCAGUUAUCUAAACCAAACGCAACUCAUUCCCUCGUUUUCUCCUCGUCUCCCACCGUCUCUUUACUUUUCUUUUCCUCUCCUCUUCCUCUCCCGCUUUUUUUUUUCUCGUCUCGCCGAUCUCCUCCUCACAUUCCCUUCCCGCAGAUCUGCCUCCGUUUAGGAUCUCCGCUUCCCCGGAGAUCUCAAUUUCUGGAGAGAUUCUCUAUUCCCGAGAUUGCCGUUUCGUUUGCGCGGUGCGGAUUCUCGAGAUUCGCUCCCAUGUCGGACUCUCACCAACGACCCGAGCAUAAUCCGCCGUCUAAGCGGCAGCAUCAUCCUUCUGCGGCUUCUAUGAAGCCUCCGUUAGUUGCUCCCGGCGAGUAUCACCGAUUCGACGCGGCGGAGACGCACGGUGGCGGAGGUCUUGAUCAGGUUUCCGAGGAAAUUGUGAUUAAAUCUUCCCUGAAGCGGAAGACAGAUAUCGUAAACCGGAUAGAUGAGCCUAGUGAAUUGAAUACUGGUCUUCUCCAAACACCUGUGCCAGCGAAAGGAGGGAAGGCCAAGAAAUCAUCUAGAUCAGUGAAGGCUAAUGCAGGUUCUCCUGGAAAUAACUUGGCCCAGGCUGGUGCUUGUCGAUAUGAUAGCUCGCUAGCUCUUUUGACAAAGAAAUUUAUCAAUCUGAUAAAACAAGCAGAGGAUGGUAUUCUUGAUCUGAAUAAAGCAGCUGAUACUUUAGAGGUACAAAAGAGGCGGAUAUACGAUAUAACCAAUGUGUUAGAAGGAAUAGGUCUUAUAGAGAAGACGCUCAAGAACAGGAUUAAGUGGAAGGGCCUCGAUGUCUCAAACCCAGGCGAAACAAUGGAAAACAUAGCUAACCUACAGGAUGAAAUACAAAACCUUUCAUUUGAGGAGGCAAAAUUGGAUGACCAGAUCAGAGAAUCACAAGAAAGAUUAACAAGCUUGAGCGAGGAUGAAAACAAUAAAAGGCUUCUAUUUGUUGCUGAAGACGACAUUAAGAACCUACCAUGCUUCCAGAAUAGUACGCUGAUCGCUGUAAAGGCACCGCAUGGAACAACUCUUGAGGUGCCAGAUCCUGAUGAGGCUGGCGGUUAUCCUCAGCGGAGAUAUAGAAUAAUUUUGAGAAGCACUAUGGGACCAAUAGACGUAUAUCUCGUCAGUCAAUUCGAAGAGACAUUUGAGGACAUUCCUAAUGCUGAUGAACCUUCAAAUAUUCCAUCAACGUCUGGUCUCCCUGAUAACCAAGAUGUUUCCAUGCCAAUGAAAGAGGACAUCACCGUCAAAAACAUGGAAACACAGGAAGUUGAUGAUACACAAAGAGCUUCCUCCGAAAUCGAAUCUCAUGACUUUGUUGAUGGUAUCAUGAAGAUUGUUCCUCCAGAUUUGGAUAUGGAUGUAGAUUACUGGCUUCGGUCAGAGGUAGGCGAAGUCAGCAUCACAGACAUGUGGCCAAACGAAUCUGAACCGACCUGGAACCAGAUGGUUUCAUUUGAUCAAGGCGCUGGACCGAGCAACACAACCAUGGAACAGUCACAAACUACAUCGAGCCCAAAACCAGAACAAUCCACUGCUAAGAGAUCGACAAGUAGCUGAAGUUACCUUGCUACACUACAAACACCACCGCAUAUCUGUAUAUCCAUAGUUAUGUUGUACUUGUAUAGUAGCUGCAUGCGUUAUCAUAGCAAUUAGCAUUGCAAAAUAAAACUUGAGAAAGCAACCCUCUGUUGUUGUUUUUCUUCAUUUUUAGCGUAUCGACAUUUGUAGAAUAGCCUUUAACCCAUUUGAUUUCUUAAGAUUCAUUCUCAAGUGAAAAUGCCAAACGUUUUAAUAGGAUUUUAAUCAGGUGCUUAAAAA